Molecule: messenger RNA, 395 nt
Organism: Vanessa atalanta (red admiral)
Lineage: Eukaryota; Metazoa; Arthropoda; Insecta; Lepidoptera; Nymphalidae
Exons: 3
Coding region: 15-395 (126 amino acids)
Source: RefSeq, a predicted model, not a curated record
GGAACACGACGUCUAUGGAACAUAAGAAUAAAGAUGACACUUACGACGCGUGGAACAGGAUCAAACAGCAAUUAGGAGAUAGGAAUAUACCUAUUAAAGAAAUUAAGAGGAAGAGAGACAAUCUAAUGUCUACGUACAGGAGAUUGAGAGGUAAAGUCGAAAAGUCUAGAUUGACGGCCGGAGAAGAGGAAAUAUACAAACCAGACUGGCCCUUCUAUAACUUUAUGGCGACGUUUCUUGACGAUAUGUAUAAUCCGAGAAAAUUGCCAUGUCCCGACGUAAGUAUUUCUUCUAUUACAACAUUUAUUAAAGAAGAUUCUCACCAACAGUCCGAGGAACAGUCCAACGAAUCGCAACCAACGUCAGGCUCAGAAAAUUCUCAUUUACCAUCGUGA